AUGGAACAUUACCAAUCAGGAAUAGGCCGAAAUUUAAAAAUGGUAUCGAAAUGGGCUCCAAGAAACCACAAGAAAGAGCUUCAAACAACUUCGAUGGCGGAGUCUCGAUCCCGGUCCUCCUCGCUCUCCAGCAUUGACGCAUCCGAUUUUAAGUUCCCAAACGACCUUGUAGCCCCACGAGAGAAUCUUGAACCUGGGCGAGUUACAACUACAACCCUCGAUGGCACGUUGACGAAGGCGCCCCUCCAGCUCAUUGAGGACCUUACAAAAGGCUGUGGAGGCCAACUAUGGCCUGCAGGUGUCCGAUUAGCCAAAUAUUUUAUCAACCGGUACAAAGAUACAAAUGACUUAGCUAGAAAGCGAAUAAUUGAGCUUGGGAGUGGUGGCGGGGUCACCGGACUAGCGAUUGGGCUAGAGCUUGACACUAUUGGCGGCGAUGUCGAAAAGGGUGGAUGUGAGUUCUGGAUGACAGACAUGCAUGCCAUGAUGGAUUUAAUGCAGAAAAAUGUCGAGUUCAACGGACUUGGGAACAAGAUCGAGUGUGGAUUACUUGAUUGGUUGGUGGAAACACAUAUCACGACGAUUUGCGAGUGCGAUUGGAACAUGGGCUGA
Orbilia oligospora ATCC 24927 is the source of this 612-nucleotide messenger RNA. RefSeq lists its product as uncharacterized. Lineage: Eukaryota; Fungi; Ascomycota; Orbiliomycetes; Orbiliales; Orbiliaceae. Bases 1 to 612 code for a protein of 203 amino acids. The transcript has a single exon. The record is from RefSeq and is a predicted model, not a curated record.